This is a messenger RNA of Poecilia reticulata (guppy), 1220 nucleotides long. RefSeq names its product interleukin 10 (gene il10). The record is from RefSeq and is a predicted model, not a curated record. Gene Ontology annotation, cellular component: extracellular region. Gene Ontology annotation, biological process: immune response. Lineage: Eukaryota; Metazoa; Chordata; Actinopteri; Cyprinodontiformes; Poeciliidae. Gene Ontology annotation, molecular function: cytokine activity.
AUAUUAUUAAUAAUAUUAUUAUUAAUAAUAAUAAUACAAUGGGUUUCUUGUAACAACAUAUUAUGUCAUCAAAUCCCUGCGGUUAAAGGUUUUUCCUUGAGUUUAGUUCAUGGGAGGAGCACAUUACUGCAAAGAAGAAGAAGAAAAAAUCCCCUAUAGAUUAACCCCUUCCGGUUAGUCUCCUAGUCUCCUCCCUGUUGUCUAUAUAAUGACAGCAGAAAUGAACCCCAAAUCAUGCACUUCUCAGCUCUAAAGAAACAUCCUCCAAAGGAGCAUUUUUGUGUUUUUUGUCCACUCGGAAAUCCACUGAGCCGGCCGUGCGUUCAACUUCCCCGAGGGUCCACUUUCCUGCAGCGUUUCUCCGUCUUGUCCAGCAGCAUGAGUCCUCAACUACUGUCCGUCUUGGUCCUGCUGUCUUCCGUCUUCUCUGCAUGUUGCAGUCCAGUGUGCCACGACCAGUGCUGCCGCUUCGUGGAGGAGUUCCCCGUCAGGGUGCAGAGGCUCAGGGAGGACUACAGGAGGAUCAGAGGUUUCUAUGAAUCAAACGACGACUUGGACAAGGCACUGUUGGACCAGAGCGUCGAGGAUGCCUUUAAGAGCCACUUUGCUUGUGAAGCCAUGAACAGCAUCCUAGAGUUUUACCUGAGCACGGUUCUGCCGACUGCGGUGGCCAGCGUGACCAUCGACACCACUCUGAAAACCCAUGUGGAGUCCAUACAGCUGAUUUUUGAUGAGCUGAAGAGGGACGUCCACAGAUGUAGAAAAGUCUUCGAAUGCAAGAAGCCGUUUGAUAUCAGGAACCUAAAUUCAACGUACACUGAGAUGGAGAGUAAAGGUGUGUUCAAGGCCAUGGGAGAGCUGGAUCUGUUGUUCAACUACAUCGAGACGUACCUGGCGUCUCAGCGGAAGAGAAACUCUCAAUGAAGACCAGCUGACUUUAAUGAAAAUUAUUAUUGCUGUGUGCGUUUUGGGAAACAAAAUGGACAAUCUUUGAGUUUGAGACUAACAUGCAUCUACUUGGUAAUGUCCAGAACUAUGAAUGUAAUGCAUGAAUGCAGGAGUGUUGUCUGCUCUUCAGAGACAACAGACAGUCGUUUGUCCCAAGGACAAGUUUACUGUUUGAGAACCGUGUUCUGUCGUGCUUAAAGAUAGAAUAAGUAUAUUUUCAGUGCAGAGUGUAUUUAUUACUUCUAAGUGUCAUUUAAUGUAUUUUUUUUAUA